AACUCCUCUUCAGAUCCGGGCGGGGCCCUUCGGACGCAAAGGUAGGAGAUUCUGUAAAUCCGGACCGCUCCUUUCAACCCCUCCCCCGCCGAGGACCGACAGCUCGACCUCACCUGGGAGCGGCUCCACCGAUGGCUGCUUAAGGAAACCUCAGGAAGAGCGGCCCGAAGGUAAAGCACGGUGAAAGAAUUCAACAUGCCACCUAAUAUAAACUGGAAAGAUAUAAUGAAAGUUGACCCAGAUGACCUGCCUCGGCAAGAAGAACUGGCAGAUAAUUUGUUGAUUUCUCUAUCCAAGGUGGAAAUAAAUGAAAUAAAGAGUGAAAGUCAAGAAAGCUUGAUACAUCUUUUCAGAGUUACUCAGUCCCUAAUGAAGAUGAAAGCCCAAGAAGUAGAACUAGCGUUGGAAGAAGUUGAAAAAGCUGGAGAAGAGCAAGCAAAAUUUGAAAAUCAAUUAAAAAGUAAAUUGAUGAAACUGGAAAACGAACUGGAGAUGGCGCAGCAGUCUGCAGGUGGACGUGAUACUCGGUUUUUACGUGAUGAAAUUCGCCAACUUGAAAAGCAAUUGGAACAAAAAGAUAGAGAAUUGGAGGACAUGGAAAAGGAACUGGAUAAAGAGAAGAAAGUUAAUGAACAAUUGGCUCUCCGAAAUGAGGAGGCAGAAAAUGAAAACAGCAAAUUAAGAAGAGAGAAUGAACAACUUCGUCAGGAUAUUAUUGACUAUCAGAAACAAAUAGAUUCACAGAAAGAAACACUUUUAUCAAGAAGAGGAGAAGACAGUGACUACCGAUCACAGUUGUCUAAAAAAAACUAUGAACUUGUACAAUAUCUGGAUGAAAUUCAGGCUUUAACAGAAGCUAAUGAGAAAAUUGAAGUUCAGAACCAAGAAAUGAGAAAAAAUCUAGAAGAGUCUGUACAGGAAAUGGAGAAGAUGACUGAUGACUAUAAUAGAAUGAAAGCUAUUGUGCAUCAGACAGAUAAUGUAAUGGAUCAGUUAAAAAAAGAAAAUGAGCAUUAUCGACUUCAAGUGCAGGAGCUCACAGAACUUUUGAAAGCAAAAAACGAAGAAGACGAUCCAGUCAUGGUAGCUGUCAAUGCAAAAGUGGAAGAAUGGAAGUUAAUUUUGUCUUCUAAAGAUGAUGAAAUUAUUGAAUAUCAGCAAAUUCUACAUAACUUGAGGGAGAAACUUAAAAAUGCCCAACUUGAUGCUGAUAAAAGUAAUGUUAUGGCUCUACAACAGGGCAUAAAGGAACGAGAUAGUCAGAUUAAGAUGCUUACUGAACAAGUAGAACAAUAUACAAAAGAAAUGGAAAAAAAUACUUUUAUUAUUGAAGAUUUGAAAACUGAACUCCAAAGAAACAAAGGUGCUUCAACCCUUUCUCAACAGACUCAUUAUAUGAAAAUUCAAUCAAAACUACAAAGUUUAGAAGAGAAAGCUGAAGAGGCUGAGAGAACAGCUGAACUGGCUGAGGCUGAUGCUAGGGAAAAGGAUAAAGAACUUAUUGAGGCUCUAAAGCGAUUAAAAGAUUAUGAAUCGGGAGUAUAUGGUUUAGAAGAUGCUGUUGUUGAAAUAAAGAAUUGUAAAAAUCAAAUUAAAAUAAGAGAUCGAGAGAUUGAAGUAUUGACAAAGGAAAUCAAUAAGCUGGAGUUGAAGAUCAAUGAUUUGCUUGAUGAAAAUGAGGCCCUUAGAGAGCGUGCAGGCCUUGAACCGAAGACAAUGAUUGAUUUAACUGAAUUUAGAAAUAGCAAAAACUUAAAACAGCAGCAGUACCGAGCUGAAAACCAGAUUCUUUUGAAAGAGAUUGAAAAUCUAGAGGAAGAACGGCUUGAUCUGAAAAAAAAAAUUCGCCAAAUGGCUCAAGAAAGAGGAAAAAGAGCUGCAACUUUAGGAUUGAUGAUUGAGGACCUGAACCUAACUGAAAACUUUUCUCAAGAGAGUAGAACAGGAGAAAGAAAAUUUGAUUUCAUGAGCCUCAAAAAUAUUAGUGAAGCUCGAUCAAAGAUUAGGCGUUCAGAUAAAAUAGAGCUGCCGCAUAGGAGAUCAUCAUUCAGUAUUCCACGGUCAGAUCAGAGUGAACCAGAAGACAGUGUGACCGUAGGACCAUUAUCAAGAAUCUUACCUGAAAUUCAUCGUAGUAUAGAAAGUGGAGCGAAUCCUUUUGCCUCUUUAACUAGACAUUCUUCACCCGUGCAAGUAAAAGAUGCUAAUUCAACUCCAGAAACGAUUACAAUCAGAGAGAUUUUUAAAGCACCAUGUCUACAGUCUUUAAGGAAUCUAGAAUCAUUAGUCAGUACCCUUAGUCGGGAGAGCUAUGAAGAAAUAAAUGACCGUUUAUGCUCUUUUUCUGAUGCCUGUCUGAAGAAAGUGUCAAGAAGUCAACAAGCACUAGAGAAGACUAGUUUCAUACAAAAAAGUGAUUCUUUUCAAGCUUUAUCAACAACUUCAGACUUAACGCAGAGGUUAUCACUUAGGCAGAAAUCUGCAAUAUUUUGUCAACAAAUUCAUGAUAAUAGCACUGACAUGAAUAAAUCACAAGGAGAAGCAUCAGAAAAUGAACAGGUUCAUACCCAAGUAAAAUAUGCUGAUAUCAGCUUGAAAGAAGAUGUAAGAAAAAAAGAAGUAUCCUUACAGACAGAGAGUUUAAAAAGUGAGUUUGAAGUUAAUCUUCCGGACUCUGUGCCUGUUACCACACAGUCAAAAUUAUCUCAGGUAGACCCACUUGACAAUCUUAUAGAACAGCUACGGAGAGAACUAGUAUGUCUUAGGUCGCAGAAUGAAUUUCUUUCAAGAGAACUAAUCGAAAAGGAAAGAGAUUUAGAAAGAAGUAGAACUGUAAUAGCCAAAUUUCAGAAUAAAUUAAGAGAAUUAGUUGAAGAAAAUAAGCAACUUGAAGAAGGUAUGAAGGAAAUAUUACAAGCUAUUAAAGAAAUGCAGAAGGACCCCGAUAUCAAAGGAGGAGAAACAUCUCUAAUUAUCCCUAGCCUUGAAAGACUAGUUAAUGCUAUAGAGUCAAAGAAUGCAGAAGGAAUCUUUGAUGCCAGUCUUCAUUUGAAAGCCCAAGUUGAUCAACUUACUGGAAGGAAUGAAGAAUUAAGACAAGAGCUCAGGGAAGCUCGGAAGGAGGCUAUAAAUUAUUCACAGCUGUUGGCUAAAGCAAAUUUAAAGAUAGAUCAUCUUGACAAAGAGACCGCUCUUUUACGACAAUCAGAAAGAUCAAAUGUUGUUUUCAAAGGAGUAGACUUACCUGAUGGGAUAGCACCAUCUAGUGCCGAUAUCAUUAAUUCUCAGAAUGAAUAUUUAGUGUAUCUCUUACAGGAAAUAGAAAAUAAAGAAAAGAAGUUAAAGAACUUAGAAGAUUCUCUUGAAGACUAUAACAGAAAAUUUGCAGUAAUUCGUCACCAGCAAAGCUUAUUAUAUAAAGAAUAUCUAAGUGAAAAGGAGACCUGGAAGAAAGAGUCUGAAACAAUGAAAGAGGAGAAGAAAAAACUUGAAGAUCAAAUCCAACAAGAUGCUAUAAAAGUAAAAGAAUAUAAUAAUCUGCUCAAUGCUCUUCAGGUGGAUUCAGAUGAAAUGAAAAAAAUACUUGCAGAAAAUAGUAGAAAAAUCACUGUCUUGCAAGUGAAUGAAAAGUCACUCAUAAGGCAGUAUACAACUUUAGUAGAAAUGGAGCGACAACUUAGAAAAGAAAAUGGAAAACAAAAGAGUGAAUUGAUAUCGAUGGAAGUAGAAGUUUGUGAAAAAAUUGGAUGCUUGCAAAGAUUUAAGGAAAUGGCCAUUUUCAAGAUUGCAGCCCUCCAAAAAGUUUUAGAUAAUAGUGUCUCUCUGUCUGAACUAGAACUGGCCAAUAAACAAUACAAUGAACUGACAGCUAAGUACAGGGACAUCUUACAAAAAGAUAAUAUGCUUGUUCAAAGAACAACUAACUUGGAGCAGUUAGAGUGUGAAAAUGCAUCCCUGAAAGAACAAAUGGAGUCUAUAAAUAAAGAACUGGAGAUUACCAAGGAAAAACUUCACACUAUUGAACAAGCCUGGGAACAAGAAACUAAAUUAGGAAAUGAAUCUGACAUGGAGAAGACCAAAAAAUCAGUAACCAACAGUGAAAUCGUUUCUAUUUCAAAAAAAAUCACCAUGCUGGAAAUGAAGGAAUUAAAUGAAAGACAGCGGGCUGAACAUUCUCAAAAAAUGUAUGAACACCUAAGGACUUCAUUAAAACAGAUCGAAGAACGUAAUUUUGAAUUGGAAACCAAAUUUGCUGAGCUUACUAAAAUCAAUUUGGAUGCACAGAAAGUGGAACAGAUGUUAAGAGAUGAAUUAGCUGAUAGUGUGAGCAAAGCAGUAAGUGAUGCUGAUAGGCAGCGGAUUCUAGAAUUAGAGAAGAAUGAAAUGGAACUAAAAGUUGAAGUGUCAAAACUGAGGGAGAUUUCUGACAUUGCCAAAAGACAAGUUGAAAUUCUGAAUACACAACAACAGUCCAGGGAAAAGGAAGUAGAGUCCCUCAGAAUGCAACUGUUAGACUAUCAGGCACAGUCUGAUGAGAAGGCACUAAUUGCCAAGUUGCACCAACUUAUUGUCUCUCUUCAAAUUAAUGAGGCUACAUCUCUGGGUAAGUUGGAGUCAGUUACAUCUAAACUGCAGAAGAUGGAGGCUUAUAAUUUGCGCUUAGAGCAAAAACUUGAUGAAAAAGAGCAGACUCUCUAUUAUGCUCGCUCGGAAGGGAGAAACAGAGCAAAACAUCUACGCCAAACAAUUCAAUCUCUACGACGACAGUUUAGUGGAGCAUUACCCUUGGCACAGCAGGAAAAGUUCUCUAAAACAAUGAUUCAGCUACAAAAUGACAAACUUAAGAUAAUGCAAGAAAUGAAAAAUUCUCAAAAUGAACACAGAACUAUGGAGAACAAAACACUGGAGAUGGAAUUAAAGUUAAAAGGCCUAGAAGAGUUAAUAAGCACUUUAAAGGAUUCCAGGGGGGCCCAAAAGGUAAUUAAUUGGCAUAUGAAAAUAGAAGAACUUCGUCUUCAAGAGCUUAAACUAAAUCGAGAAUUAGUCAAGGAUAAAGAAGAAAUAAAAUAUUUGAAUAACAUAAUUUCUGAAUAUGAGCAUACAAUCAGUAGUCUAGAGGAAGAAAUUGUGCAACAGAACAAGUUUCAUGAAGAAAGACAAAUGGCCUGGGAUCAAAGAGAAGUAGAGCUGGAACGUCAACUAGACAUCUUUGACCGUCAACAAAAUGAAAUACUAAAUGCAGCACAAAAGUUUGAAGAGGCCACGGGAUCAAUGCCAGACCCUUGUUUGCCCCUUCCAAAUCAGCUUGAGAUUGCUCUGAGAAAAAUUAAGGAGAAUGUUCGAAUAAUCGUAGAAACACGGGCAACAUGCAAAUCAUUAGAAGAGAAGCUAAAAGAAAAAGAAUCUGCUUUACGGUUAGCAGAGCAAAAUAUUCUUUCAAGGGAUAAAGUAAUCAAUGAAUUGAGGCUUCGUUUGCCUGCCACAGCAGAACGAGAAAAGCUUAUUGCUGAGCUAGGCAGAAAAGAGGUGGAACCACAGUCUCAUCACACACUGAAAAUUGCUCAUCAAACCAUUGCAAACAUGCAAGCAAGGUUAAAUCAAAAGGAGGAAGUGUUAAAGAAAUAUCAGCAUCUCUUAGAAAAAGCCAGAGAGGAGCAAAGAGAAAUUGUUAAGAAACAUGAGGAAGACCUUCAUAUUCUUCAUCAUAAAUUAGAACUACAGACUGAUAGCUCACUCAAUAAAUUCAAACAAACAGCUUGGGAUUUAAUGAAACAAUCUCCUACUCCAGUUCCCACCAAUAAGCAUUUUAUUCGUCUGGCUGAGAUGGAACAGACAGUAGCAGAACAGGAUGACUCUCUGUCUUCACUUUUGAGCAAACUGAAGAAAGUAUCACAAGAUCUAGAGAAACAAAAAGAGAUCACUGCAUUAAAAAUCAAAGAAUUUGAAAAUAUCAAAUUAAAACUCCAAGAAAACCAUGCAGAUGAACUAAAAAAAGUGAAAGCAGAAGUGGAAGAUUUAAGGUGUCUUCUGGCCCAGUCACAAAAGGAAUCACAGAGUUUAAAAUCUGAAGUUCAGGCUCAAAAAGAAGCAAAUUCUAGAGCUCCCACAACUACAAUGAGAAAUCUAGUAGAACGACUAAAGAAUCAAUUAGCCUUGAAAGAGAAGCAACAGAAAGCACUUAGUAGAGCACUUUUGGAACUUCGGGCAGAGAUGACAGCAGCAGCUGAAGAACGUAUUAUUUCUGCAACUUCUCAGAAAGAGGCAAAUCUCAACGUUCAACAAAUUGUUGAUCGACAUACUAGGGAGCUAAAGUCACAAAUUGAAGAUUUAAGUGAAAAUCUUUUAAAAUUGAAAGAAGCUCUUAAAACAAGUAAGAACAGAGAAAACUCACUAGCUGAUAAUUUGAAUGACUUAAACAAUGAACUGCAAAAAAAACAAAAAGCCUAUAAUAAAAUACUUCGAGAGAAAGAUGGAAUCGAUCAAGAGAAUGACGAGCUGAAAAGGCAAAUUAAAAGACUAACCAGUGGAUUACAGGGCAAACAUCUGCUGGAUAAUAAACAGAGUUUAAUUGAAGAACUCCAAAAGAAAAUUAAAAAGCUAGAAAGCCAACUUGAGAGAAAGGUGGAUGAGGUAGAGGUAAAACCCAUGAAAGAAAAGAGUGCUAGAGAGGAAUUAAUUAGGUGGGAAGAAGGUAAAAAAUGGCAAAGCAAAGUAGAGGGAAUUCGAAACAAAUUAAAAGAGAAAGAGGGAGAAGUCUAUACUCUAACAAAGCAGCUAAAUACUUUAAAGGAUCUUUUUGCCAAAGCUGAUAAAGAGAAACUUACUUUGCAGAGGAAACUAAAAACAACUGGCAUGACUGUUGAUCAAGUUAUGGGAGUACGAGCUUUGGAGUCAGAAAAAGAGUUGGAAGAAUUAAAAAAGAGAAAUCUUGACUUAGAAAGUGACAUAACUUAUAUGAGGACCCACCAAGCUCUUCCUCGAGAUUCUGUGAUAGAAGACUUACGCUUACAAAAUAGAUACCUCCAAGAAAAACUUCAUGCUUUAGAAAAACAAUUGUCAAAGGAUGUAUAUUCUAAGCCCUCGACUUCAGAAAUAGGGUCUGAUGAUCAUUGCCAAAGAGAACAGGAGCUUCAGAGGGAAAACUUGAAGUUGUCGUCUGAAAAUAUUGAACUAAAAUUUCAGCUUGAACAAGCAAAUAAAGAUUUGCCAAGAUUAAAGAAUCAAGUAAGAGAUUUGAAGGAAAUGUGUGAAUUUCUUAAGAAAGAAAAAGUAGAAGUUGAGCGGAAACUUGGCCGUGUUAGAGGGUCUGGUAGAAGUGGAAAGACAAUCCCAGAAUUAGAAAAAACCAUUGGUUUAAUGAAAAAAGUAGUUGAAAAAGUCCAAAGAGAAAAUGAACAGUUGAAAAAAGCAUCAGGAAUACUGACCAGUGAGAAAAUGGCUAAUAUCGAGCUGGAAAAUGAAAAGUUGAAGGCUGAAUUGGAGAAACUUAAAGUUCAUCUUGGACGUCAGUUGAGUAUACAGUAUGAGUCCAAAACCAAAGGCACAGAGAAAAUUGUUGCUGAAAAUGAAAGACUUCGUAAAGAACUUAAAAAAGAAACUGAGGCUGCAGAGAAAUUACGGAUAGCCAAGAAUAAUUUAGAGAUAUUAAAUGAGAAGAUGACAGUUCAACUAGAAGAGACUGGUAAGAGAUUGCAAUUUGCAGAAAGUAGGGGUCCACAGCUUGAAGGUGCUGACAGCAAGAGCUGGAAAUCAAUUGUUGUUACGAGAAUGUAUGAAACCAAGUUGAAAGAAUUGGAAACUGAUAUUGACAAAAAAAAUCAAAGCAUUAUUGAUCUUAAGCAGCUUGUAAGAGAAGCAACAGAGAGAGAACAAAAAGUUAAGAAAUACACUGAAGACCUUGAGCAACAGAUUGAGAUUCUCAAACAUGUUCCUGAAGGUGCCAAGACAGAACAAGUCCUUAACCGGGAGCUCCAAGUUCUGAGAUUAGCUAAUCGUCAGCUGGAAAAAGAAAAAGCAGAAUUAAUGCAUCAGAUAGAAGUUAACAAAGACCAAAGAGGUGAUGAAAGCACCAUACCUGAUACCGAUCAAUUAAGGGAAAAGGUAAAAGAUAUAGAGACACAGCUCAAAACUUCAGAUCUAGAAAAGCAGCAUUUGAAGGAGCAAAUAAAAAAGCUGAAAAAAGAACUGGAAAAUUUUGAUCCUUCAUUUUUUGAAGAAAUUGAAGACCUGAAGUAUAAUUACAAGGAAGAAGUAAAAAAAAAUAUUCUCUUAGAACAGAAGUUAAAAAAACUUUCUGAAGAGUUUGGAGUUGAAUUUACUAGUCCUGUUGAUGCUUCUGAAAAGCUUGAAGAUGAAGAGGAAAGUCCUGUUAAUUUCCCCAUUUAUUAA
Loxodonta africana (African savanna elephant) is the source of this 8388-nucleotide messenger RNA. It is a transcript of the gene CEP290, whose product is annotated as centrosomal protein 290. The record is from RefSeq and is a predicted model, not a curated record. Gene Ontology annotation, biological process: camera-type eye development; kidney development; non-motile cilium assembly. The coding region runs from base 196 to 8388 and encodes 2730 amino acids. Gene Ontology annotation, cellular component: centriolar satellite; ciliary transition zone. The transcript is spliced from 54 exons. NCBI's taxonomy places the organism in Eukaryota, Metazoa, Chordata, Mammalia, Proboscidea, Elephantidae.